Adineta ricciae is the source of this 549-nucleotide messenger RNA. The record is from the annotation of a GenBank genome assembly. Lineage: Eukaryota; Metazoa; Rotifera; Eurotatoria; Adinetida; Adinetidae.
AUGUUAACAAAACUUCUGUCAAUGGUCACACCGAAAGAAGCAUCGACAUCUCCUUUCUACAAGCAACGACAAGAAGCCGAUGAAGAAUUUCGAUGGUGUAAAUCAAGCAAAGGAUGCGGAGCGGGUCAACUUGUUUCGAAUCAUAAACAUUUACUUGGAUAUUAUACAUGCCAUGCGUGUGAUCAGAUGUUGUGCUUUCGUCAUUCGAUAGAAUGGCACAAAGGUUAUACGUGUGACGAAUUUGAUAAAGAACGCGCUGAAAAUAAUGAAUUAGCGUCUGAUGUAACUAUUCUUGUUCAUACAAAGAAAUGUCCGAAUGAAUCGUGCGGUACACCGAUUAUGAAACAUGAAGGUUGUGAUGUGAUGACUUGCUGCCGUUUCGGAACACAUGCAUGUGGCGAAUCCAAAGGUGAUUGUGAUCAUGGCGGCCGUAAUUAUUGUGGACAACGGUUCUGCUGGGUUUGUCUGGGAAAAAUCGAUGUUGAUAAGAAAACAUCGCAUUUGAUACGACAUUGCAAACCAAAUUGCAAAUAUUUCUCGUUAAAUUAA